This is a messenger RNA of Williopsis jadinii, 4010 nucleotides long. It is a transcript of the gene STU1, whose product is annotated as Stu1p. The transcript has 2 exons. Gene Ontology annotation, cellular component: cytoplasmic microtubule; spindle microtubule; mitotic spindle midzone. Gene Ontology annotation, biological process: astral microtubule depolymerization; mitotic spindle assembly. Gene Ontology annotation, molecular function: microtubule binding. The coding region runs from base 51 to 3989 and encodes 1312 amino acids. Lineage: Eukaryota; Fungi; Ascomycota; Saccharomycetes; Phaffomycetales; Wickerhamomycetaceae. The record is from RefSeq and is a predicted model, not a curated record.
AACAAAACAAAGAACAAUAGCUAAAGAGGAGGGAAAGAAGUGAUCAAAACAUGUUUCAGUAUACAGCAAAUGAGCUGUACAAGAUUCUUUCCGAAUCAUCAUAUGACGUGAACCACAAAUGUCAAGUGAUAACAGAGCUCAAGGCUCAUAUCAAGCACGAAUUUGUGGAUUUAGCCCAAGUCCCUCGGUACUUUGAGGCUCUCAGGGUUGGUGUGAAGUCUUCAGACUCUAAGCUCUCCUCAGUUUCUUUCAGUUCUACGUGUCACUUGAUCAAAAGGGUAGGCAUGCAAGACCCAAAUGCCCUAAGAGGUCCUUCAAAGAUUAUAUUGCCAAUCUUGAUAAAUAGACUCUUGGAUCCUAAGCCGGUAUUUCAGCAACAAGCAAGGUCUACUCUAGAAACAUACUGGCUUGCAACUCCGACUAUUGUGGAAAAAUACAUCAAGGAUAAUGCUUUGAUACAUUCGAACGCGCGCGUAAGGGCAGAGUCUAUUGUCUUUGUAUCAGACUUGAUUGAGCUGAAUAAGAACUUCAACUUUCAGCAGCUCUUGCCUAACGUGGUUAAUAUGUUGCGUGAUCGCAACAUCGAAGUUGUGAAGAACGCUGAAGUUCUCUUAGUAAAAUAUUACACGAUACACAAGUCAAAGGUGCAGGAAUUAGCAGAUGAAUUAACUUCACAAAAGAUCGAAAGCAAGAAGGCCAUCAAACUAUUGAGGGGUAUUGAUGCUACAGCAGCAGCUUCUUUUGAAGCUGAGGCUAAAACUUCUACCUCCAACAAGCCUAUGAUCGAUACGUUUAGCAAUUUGUCCAGAACUCAAAAGAAAACUUCAUCCACUUUAGCUCCUAAUGUGAGGUUGGCGAAAUUGCCAUCAACUGACUUCAGUGAUAUACUCGGAAGUGUUCCAACUGCAAAACUUGAUCAAUCUAUUUCGCCUGUCGUUGUACACUCUUCUUCGAGCCUCCAAAAGGAAAUUGAGGCGUUGCUUCCUCCAUUCCAAGGGAAGGAGACAGAAUUUAAUUGGAAUAACAGAGAGAAGAACAUUAUCAAGCUCCGUGGGUUGAUCAUUGGAAAUUCAGAGAAGUAUCCCGAUGCAUCAGUAUCUGGAAUAAGAUUAAUGCUUGACGGUAUCAACAAAUCUAUUCUUUCUUUGAGAACAACUUUGUCCUCAAACGGAUGCCAACUUGUGAAAGAAAUUGCAUUCUAUAUGAAUAGCAAUAUUGACCCUAUUGCUGAGAGCUUAUUCAAUCCAUUGGCUACAUUGACAUCUGCAACGAAGAAGAUCUCAUCAUUAAAUGCAUUUGGUGCUAUCUGUGUUUUAUUGGCAAAUACCAGUUUUAACGGACGCUUAUUCAACCAUUGCUACAACCUUUUCCUUGAUAAAAAUAUUCAACCAAGACUUUACUCAUCCACAUUUUUCAGGAUAUUUAUCCAAAGGCAUUCUGGUCGUCUUGACAAUUCACAGCUCGAAACUUUACACAGAUGGAUAGCCAAAGGUAUAUGUGAUCCAAAUACCACCGUUAGAGAAUCUAUGAGGGUUACAUUUUGGAUCUUUUACAGAUUUUUUACUGAACAAGCUCAGACAAUUAUUACGAAACAGGAUAUGAAUGUGAAGAAGGCCCUCGAAAGAUCACGACCACGUGAUAUUGAGCCUAUCAACACAACGCCAGGCUCUGUCAAACAAGGAAUGCCUUCUUUGGAACGAAAACGUCCUUCAAUAAAAGAAAUGAUUGCCUCCAAGAAAAUGGAUAGAAGAUCGGUCUCUGGUCCAGAAAUUAGUGAGUCAAGUCUCAAUGAUGACACAUCAGCAGCAUCUGAACUUGGUAAACCUGCACGGCUUGGUUUGCCACAACGUGUAAGAGUGUCUAGUGCAGGCGUGCAAUACCCUCUGGAAAGGCAACUUUCUAAAGGUAGGACAGAUGAGAAACAAAAGUGGAUGACAUCAGCAUCCAGAGAGAACACUGUUGAUAUAUCCAAGAAAGAUUCUACGGAAGGCGAGACAACCAUUCAAAAUAUGAUCAAAUUGUUACAAUCCCCACUGACACGUGAAAGAGUUGACGGAAUCGAGAUAUUAAUCCAGCAAUUUGAUUCAACUAAUGAAAUUCCAGACUUGGAGGCUGUGUUGAACAACAUUCUAGUGUUAGACACUCAGUUAUUGAAGCCCCUUUUAAGUCAUGAUAAAUUCUUUAACAUGGCUCAACCUUCAUUUUUCAUAAAACUUUUGGCUGUUUACAAUAUGGGCAUUGAUGACAUUCGACUGAGAUAUGGGACUUUGGAAACAUGUAACGCAAUUGUGUCAUUAAUGAAUUCUUUGGAGUCAUUUCAUUUCAGCGAUGCACCUUCAACUAUGUUCCACAUAAAAUACAAAAACUUGUUCUUGGAUUACUCGGUGAAGAAUCUUUAUAUCUUACUCUCUGAAAGCGAUUUGAAACUUGAUGAUAUACAAUUUGAGAAGAUUUGUUCCGCUGUCUUCCCCUUAUCGAUUAGUGAUUAUCCGAAGUACGAUGAGCUAGUUGUUCUUCUUCAUGGGUUGAACACUUCGUCAUUUGAGCAUGCUCUUGACUCAUCCAAUGCCUACGUAAAGUCGAAGAUCAAAAUGAUUUUAGAUGACUUUAAGGAGGAUAAUGAAGACAUGGCGUUAGAACACACAAUUCCUGUUGAGCUCACGAUGAUUAAUCCGUUUUCUUCGAAAAAAAUUCCAGUUCAGGGAACUAAUGUACAGGAUGAUGUGCCACAUCAAAAUGUUGAUUAUAUGAGUGAUAUUUUCAAUGGAUCAAAAGAGACAACCAAUAACUUUACUUUUAUUGGUCCUGCCAAUGCAGUUCAUAGGGCGUUGGAACAAGAAGACAAGGAAAUGGUGGACUCAUCUCCAGAACCAGAAAUACCUAAUCCUCUAUUUAAUGACGAAAUUCACUCUGUUGGGUCUCCUUUCCUGAACGAUCCUGCUGAGGAUGAUCAUAUCAAACCAAAGCUGGAAACUGAUGAGCAAACACAUACAAUGACUGUUAACUUGAAUGAUGUUCAUAUAUCUCCAGAAAAACACAUCGUUACACCAAAGACAUUCGUCGCACCGGACAGAAAAUCUCUUACUGAAAUGAUCAGUAAAUCUGACCCAAUUUUCAGUAAGACUACUCCUAGAAUCCAAAUCUUUGAGGAUGCACCAAAUACCUCAGUAGGUGAGAGAAAACUAUUCGAUCUUGAGUUAUCCCGUUUCCAAAAUGUAAAGGCUGAGGAUCCAACUGUAUCAAAACUUCUCCAGCUUUCAGAUCUGUUCAAGGACGAUAAUAUUGAUAGAAAUACCAUGAACUGUGCAAUAAAGACUUUACAGCAAUCUGUGAGCAAUGAGGAGGUUCUAUCAUGGUUGAAGCAUAGCGGUUUUAUGACCUUAUCGAAAAGUGUGAUACACUAUUUCCACAAAAGUAUGAACAUCUCUGCAGAAUUAUGCUUCAAAGGUUUGAUUGUGAUAAAAGAACUUCUUAUCAUAGAUCAAUUUUUGGACGGUUUAUUGACACUUUCUGAAGCAAAAGAAAUUUGGAAUAUUGCAAAUAUGGUUGUUGAGAACUUAAAGACUUUCAAGAGUCCCAUUUUCAUCUCUGUUGAUGAGUUGGUUGAUGAUUUAAUCGAUUUGAACAUUGACGACUUCAAAUCAGAAAUUUUAAAGAAUUGUCUUUCUCAGCUGAGAGAGUCUAAAGCUGUUGUACCGGCAUCGUUCUUACUCGAUACUCUAGCGAAAUGUAUUGAGUUUGAUGUCAUUACUAUUGACCAAAUCAAAGAGAUAGACAACACUAUUUUUGGAUUCUUGUCUCAUGACGAAGUUGAAAUAAGAAGAUUGACUAUAAUUGUGUAUUCUAAGUGCAAGCGGACUCUACAACAGCUUAACUCCAAUGCACAAGUUAAGGACAUGGUCAAGAAUCAUCACGAAUGCUCUGAGUAUCUGUUUGACAAAUUAACUGUGCCUCAACGUAAAUUGGUUGAUUACUACUGUGACAAUUGAAUAAAUUAGCACCAUAUUUUU